Capsicum annuum is the source of this 2790-nucleotide messenger RNA. RefSeq names its product subtilisin-like protease SBT3.4. Gene Ontology annotation, biological process: proteolysis. NCBI's taxonomy places the organism in Eukaryota, Viridiplantae, Streptophyta, Magnoliopsida, Solanales, Solanaceae. Gene Ontology annotation, molecular function: serine-type endopeptidase activity. The transcript has 10 exons. The coding region runs from base 73 to 2400 and encodes 775 amino acids. The record is from RefSeq and is a predicted model, not a curated record.
UAUAAAUAGAGAAAUUGGUUGUUCAUCAAAACUAAUUCUAUAGCUAUAUAUUCCUCUAUUUAAUACCAGAAUAUGAGUAUCAACCCUCUUCUUCUAUAUAAAUUGGCUUUCACUUCUCUGCUCCUUCUCUUCAACUUGUCAAAUAUCUUAGGAAUUUAUGCAAAUGUUGAAAACAAAGUUCAUAUUGUUUACAUGGGAAAAGGGCAACAUGAUGAUGCAGAACUCACAACAUCAACUCACCAUCAAAUACUUACUUCUGUCCUUGGAAGUCCUGAGGCAGCAAAAGAUUCAAUCAUCUACAGUUAUAAACAUGGUUUCUCCGGUUUCGCUGCCAAGUUAACAAAAUCUCAAGCCAAAAAGAUAGCAGAGUUACCUGAUGUGGUCCAUGUGAUUCCAAAUCACUUGUACAAGUUACACACAACAAGAAGCUGGGAUUACCUUGGUCUGUCCACAUCUUCUCCUCCAACGAACCUCCUUCAAGAAGCCAACAUGGGAGAUGGUAUCAUCAUAGGUGUCCUUGAUUCAGGAGUAUGGCCAGAAAGUGAAGCAUUCAAUGACAAAGACCUUGGGCCAAUCCCUUCAAAAUGGAAGGGCCACUGUCAGUCUAGUGCAGAUUUUGAUCCAGCUAAGGCAUGCAAUAGGAAACUAAUUGGAGCGAAAUACUUUCUGAAAGGCUUAGAAGCUGAGGUUGGACGGCCAAUAAUCAAGGAUCCUAGUUUCCUUCAGAAUGAGUUCGCGUCACCGAGGGAUGAAAAUAGUCAUGGCACACACACAUCAAGCACCGCAGGUGGCUCCUUUGCACCAAACGCAAGUUACCAUGGACUUGCUUAUGGCACAGUUAGGGGUGGCGCACCCAAGGCUCGGAUAGCUAUGUACAAGGUGUGUUGGAACUGGCCUACUUCAGGAGGAUGUGACUUUGCGGAUAUAAUAAAGGCCAUUGAUGAAGCAAUUCAUGAUGGAGUUGAUAUACUAUCACUAUCUCUUGGCACAAACACACCUCAGUACGCUGAUGUUGAUAUGCGCAGUGUUGGUUUUCCAACUUUCCAUGCUGUCAUGAAUGGAAUCACAGUUGUUUGUUCUGGAGGAAACGAUGGGCCGAUUCCCCAAACAGUAGAAGAUACAUCACCAUGGUUAAUAACUGUGGCAGCUUCUACCAUUGAUAGGUCCUUUCCCACACUCAUUACAUUAGGCAACAACCGAACUUUCGCUGGUCAAUCCCUGUAUACCGGAAAGGAGACUGGUUUUAUCAGCAUCGUACAUCCAGAGAACACUGAUUUUGAAGAUAGUCGAUAUUGUGAAACCUUAAAUACAAAUGAUACAUGGGCGGCUGGAAAAGUGGUGCUUUGCUUCCUCGUUAAAGGACAUGAGACAGAAUUAGGGACAGCUCAACUAGUUGUCCAGGCGGUUGGCGGCUUGGGAUUGAUUGUUGCUAAGAAUCCAACCAGUGCCCUAGAUUAUUAUGCUUCUGACUUCCCAGGUAUUGAAGUAAGUUCCGACAUUGGAGCUCAAUUACUCGAUUACAUUAGAUAUUCCAGGAACCCGCAAGUUAAGCUGAGUCCUACCAGAACUCAUGUUGAAAAACCUGUUUCAACACACAUUGCGUCCUUCUCAUCUCGAGGUCCCAAUUCUGUUGCCCCCGCCAUACUUAAGCCAGAUAUAACAGCUCCGGGAGUCAAUAUAUUGGCUGCUGUUCCUCCAGGAGAAACUCCUUACAGGUUUAAUUCAGGAACGUCCAUGGCAGCUCCUCACAUUUCUGGCAUUGUCGCUUUGCUCAAGUCCCUGCACCCACAUUGGUCUCCAGCUGCUAUUAAGUCUGCACUUGUCACAACAGCAUGGCAAAAGGACCCUCAUUCUGGGGAACCAAUUAUAGCUGAGGAAAAUACAGAUAAGAUUGCUGAUCCAUUUGAUUUCGGUGGUGGACUCGUGAAUGCAAAUGGCGCAAAAGAUCCUGGCCUAGUCUAUGAUAUGGAAUCCUCCGACUAUGUUUUAUAUUAUUUGUGCCCAAUGGGCUACAACACUAGUGCCAUCAAUAGCAUCAUUAACGGAUGUGUUGCCUGUCCAAUCAAAAUGCCUUCGAUUCUUGAUUUGAAUCUUCCUUCAAUAACAUUACCAAGUCUCAAGAAAACAGUUACUGUUAGCAGAACAGUGACCAACGUCGGAUCAGUGAGCUCCAAAUAUAGGGCCAUUAUUGAGCCUCCACUGGGCAUUACCAUAAAAGUAAAGCCUGAAACUUUGAUAUUCAACUCCAGCACCAAGAAAGUCUCUUUCACUCUCACCAUUUCGACCACUCACAAAUACACCACAGGCUAUUAUUUUGGGAGCUUAACUUGGACUGACAGGGUGCACCGAGUAAGAAUUCCUAUAUCUGUGAGGACCGAGUUCCUAGAACUUGUUGGUUAGAGUAAAGGAUGGAUGCAAGAGUUCUCUAAUUUAUUUCAAUGCCUUACGGGAUCCAAGUAUCAAGCAGUGGUUUCAUAAUUAGAAGCUUGGACACUUCUACAGGUGCAGCAUCCAGUACCCCUUUUGUCUACACCACACACUUCUUUUGUGUGUUUUGCAUCCUCUGAAUCAGGAUAGGACAACGUCCAAUACAUCCUGUGCUCUGUUUAAAUAGUUGAAUGCAAUCCCUCUACCUCUAGCAAAGUAUGGGUAAGGUUUGCGUACAUCUAUCCCUCCUAGACCUCACAUGUUGGAUUAUAUUGACUAUUUGUUGUCAUUGUUGUAAUUGAAUGCUGUAUAUAUUUUCAGACAAUAAAAAGGGUGAUUGAAAAUACCGCUAACAUUGAAAAA